Plasmodium vivax (malaria parasite P. vivax) is the source of this 1281-nucleotide messenger RNA. Its product is annotated as 4-hydroxy-3-methylbut-2-enyl diphosphate reductase, putative. The coding region runs from base 1 to 1281 and encodes 426 amino acids. NCBI's taxonomy places the organism in Eukaryota, Apicomplexa, Aconoidasida, Haemosporida, Plasmodiidae. The record is from RefSeq and is a predicted model, not a curated record. Gene Ontology annotation, molecular function: metal ion binding; 4-hydroxy-3-methylbut-2-enyl diphosphate reductase activity. The transcript has a single exon. Gene Ontology annotation, biological process: isopentenyl diphosphate biosynthetic process, methylerythritol phosphate pathway; dimethylallyl diphosphate biosynthetic process.
AUGGCCGGAGCGGCGCGCGUCCCUCCCCGCCCCCUCGAGAGGUGCCUACUCCUCAUCCUGGUUGUCAUCCUCACCGCGGCGCAGUCCAAGCGAGUGGAGCAUUCCCUACGGAGGGGUCAUCUCCGAGUAGCUGACUUUCCCUCAGGGAGGGGGUCAAACCCGAGGGGGAAAUCAUACCCAAACUUCGCCUUUCUGAACGGCACGGUAAGGAGGCCCCCCGAGUGGCGGCUGCGGCAGGAAGGGGGCCACUGCAGUUCCAGCGCAUGCGGAGGAUGUGGCUGCCCCAAGACAACACAAAGUAGUGGAGGUACCCCCGUUGAGGGGGAGAAAGUCCUUUACCUGGUCAGCCCCAGAGGCUUCUGCAAAGGGGUGAGCAGAGCGAUCGACACGGUUGAGGAGUGCCUACGGAUGUUCAAACCGCCAAUCUAUGUGAAGCACAAAAUCGUGCACAACGAUAUCGUCUGCAAACAGUUGGAAGAGAAAGGAGCAAUUUUCAUCGAAGACGUGAAUGAGGUGCCCGAUGGAAACAUCUUAAUUUAUUCUGCCCAUGGGAUUAGUCCCCAAAUUAGAGAGCUAGCCCAAAAAAAAAAGCUAAUCGAAAUUGACGCGACAUGUCCUCUAGUUAACAAAGUGCAUGUAUACGUUCAGGUGAAAGCAAAGGAAGGGUACAAAAUAAUACUGAUCGGAUAUAGGAACCACGUGGAGGUAGUCGGUACCUUUAAUGAAGCACCGGACUCCACUUACAUCGUGGAGAAUGUAAAUCAAAUAGAAGAGCUACCCCUCUCGGAAAAGGACAAACUGUUUUAUGUAACCCAGACGACGUUAAGCAUAGAUGAUUGCUCCUUAAUUGUGAAGCGGCUGAAGGAGAAGUUCCCUCACAUUGAAACCAUCCCGAGUGGGUCCAUAUGCUAUGCCACAACGAACAGACAGAUGGCCCUCAAUCAGAUUUGCCAGGAGUGUGAUCUUACCAUCGUCGUUGGAAGUCAGUCGUCCUCAAAUGCGAAAAAGCUAGUAUAUUCAUCACAGCUGCGAAAUACCCCUGCUGUGCUGGUGAACAGUGUGGACGAUUUUGAUUUUUCCUCCCUGAGUGAUGUUAGGAAGAUCGCUUUAACCUCCGCUGCUUCCACUCCUGAGGAGUUGACUCAGAAGUUUGUUCAGGUGCUCACGGGGGAGCCCUUCAGGUACACGCUGCGCCUGUUCGAGCCUGUGCGGGAGAACGUCCCCAAGUGGAAGCUGCCCAAGAAUUUGAUGGGCCUCAUCGAAGAGCGGGGGAAGCGGUGA